Phyllopteryx taeniolatus (common seadragon) is the source of this 867-nucleotide messenger RNA. It is a transcript of the gene znf593, whose product is annotated as zinc finger protein 593. Gene Ontology annotation, molecular function: nucleic acid binding; zinc ion binding. The transcript is spliced from 4 exons. Lineage: Eukaryota; Metazoa; Chordata; Actinopteri; Syngnathiformes; Syngnathidae. The coding region runs from base 231 to 620 and encodes 129 amino acids. The record is from RefSeq and is a predicted model, not a curated record.
UAAGGAAAAACGGCUGGAACAGCUAUGUUAGAACGAUCCACGUUGUUCGGCGUAUCUUUUACGUUUGUCGUGUUAUAAAGAAGACGGCACAACUUGGCCAGUAGUGUUUGUAAACAUGAUAGCUGUGCGCUUCAGUCGUUUCACUCACGCAUGAUUGCAAUUAAUCUCUAUGAACAUGUACUCAAGAAAUUCCUAUUACCCAGAGGUAGAAGAAGUGCACUGGUCGAACCAUGGGGAAGUCCAAACAAACAAAAAACCAUAAUAAUGGCAAAAAGAAGAACAUAGCAAAAACGUGGAAGACGAAACGCAGGACUAAAGACUUGGAUGAGAUCCAUUCAGACAUGAAGCCUGAAAUUGCUGCCAAACUGCUUCAUCAGGAGGUGGACUACGAUGUGACAGGAUGUGCACAGCACUACUGUUUACACUGCGCGAGAUAUUUUGUGGAUAUGAAAUCUUUGAAAGACCACUUCAAGACUAAAGUCCACAAGAGACGGUUGAAAGAGCUUAGGGAGGAGCCGUACACCCAGGCAGAGGCAGAGAGAGCGGCCGGAAUGGGCUCCUACAUCCCUCCAAAAAGUGUGGAGGUGAAGACCCAGCCUGUGGAAGAAGACAUGUGCUGAAAAGCUCCUUCUCUGUAAACUUAUAGUCGGAUUUACAAAAGCCUGAAGUAAAAAAAUGCACAUUUAAUGCUAAAUUGUGUGUUUUUGGAACCAGGUGUUUCAUAAGUGACUAUUAUUAGCAUCACGAAAAUGUUGCCUUAUACUAGGUAAUACAGUGUAAGUUAUGUAAUUAUGCUGCAUGCGUGUGGAACUGUGUGGAGUGGUAAUAAAGCCCGAGUUAAGAUUGCCUUUACACAAGGCUAACAAA